AUGGGGAAGCUAAGCAAUGGGAUCACACCAACUUUUUGCAGUAGGAAUCGGCAGUCAGUCACUGUCUGUUGUAGUGACGAUAGCUCCAUACUUAACACUGCUAAUAACCGAAAACAACAGCUGUCGAACCAGCAGACAGUAUCAAAAGAUGGACGAAGAUUGAGCGAAAUAAAAUGCGAGGAGUACAGUAAGCGUGUGUACGAAACAGUAGGAUAUAUAGCGUUGGUUCCGGAUCCGGAAACUAUGUCGAUAUCCGCCCCAAAAUGUGACUAUAACGGAGUCGAGCUGAUAGUGGGCGGAGAAGAUGCGGAAACUGGGGAAUUCCCGCACAUGGCUGCAAUAGGAUGGAUCAAUUUAGAAGGCACAUAUUCGUUCUUGUGCGGCGGGAGUUUAAUAAGUUCCAAGUUCAUUCUGACAGCAGCGCAUUGUACCAGAUACUCAAAAAUGAGAGAACCGAAACCAGUCAUCGUGAGGUUGGGAGAUCAAAACUUAAAUACUUCAGUUAGCGACGGUGCUAGCCCUAUUGAGGUACCAAUAAAGAAUAUUAUAAAGCACCCAUUAUACAAGUCUCCCGGUAAGUAUCAUGACAUAGCGCUACUGGAACUGCUUUCUGACGUGGACUUUGAUUCCUCAAUCAGACCGGCAUGUCUCUGGAACAGAGCCGACUUCCCUGGACAUACGAAGGCUGUGGCUACUGGGUGGGGGGUCGUUGACCCGCGUACACAGCGUACUUCAGAUGAAUUACAGAAAGUGUCGCUUACUUUACUAGAGAAUGAUUUCUGUAAUAUUUUAUUGAAGACUAAGAGGAAUAGAUUGUGGAUGGAAGGUUUUACUGCGGACCAGCUCUGUGCUGGCGAAUUAAGAGGAGGGAAGGAUACCUGCCAGGGUGAUUCAGGAUCUCCUCUCCAAGUGGUGUCAAGAGAGAACAAAUGCGUUUUCCAUAUAGUUGGUAUUACGUCUUUUGGUCAUAAAUGCGCCCAAUCUGGAAGCCCCGCUGUGUAUACAAGAGUAUCUUCAUAUUUAGACUGGAUAGAAUCUGUCGUGCUCAAUAGAAUAAUACCAACAUUCUGUCAAAGGUUUGAGACCACAGUCGUAGUCUGUUGCAGCGACAACACGUUGACUUUCGGAUCUGUCAAUGUCCCACCUCCCAUUCAACCGCUGAGAUUACCAUCACCUCAACCUGUACCAAAACCAACUAAUAAUGAGCUCCGAUUGAGUGAGAGAAAAUGCGCGGAAUAUAGCAACGAUGUAGUCGAAAAUAUUGACGAUACUGGUGGCAUAAAAACGUCGAAAUGUGACUACAAUAAGCAACACUUGAUAGUGGGGGGAGAAGAUGCCGAAAGGGGGGAAUUUCCACACAUGGCAGCGAUUGGUUGGAUAAACCUUGAAGGUACAUAUUCCUUCCUGUGUGGAGGGAGCCUUAUCAGCCCCAAGUUCGUGAUGACAGCCGCACACUGCUCCAAAUACGCCAAGAUGAGAAUCCCAAGACCAGUCAUCGUGAGACUCGGAGACCAGAACAUUAAUACGGAGAAGUUUGAUGGGGCAAAUCCCAUUGAUGUGAAAAUCAAAAGGAUCCUAAACCACCCGCUGUAUAAAUCUCCGGGAAAAUACAACGAUAUUAUGCUCUUGGAAUUGGAGACAGAAGUCAAAUUCGAGGCGGCCAUUAGACCUGCAUGUUUGUGGAGUCAACCUGAUUUCGAGGAGUAUACUACAGCUGUAGCGAUAGGUUGGGGUAUUACUGACCCACGCACACAAAGAACUUCCGACGAGCUCAGAAAAGUAUCGCUGUCAUUAUUCAACAAUACCUUUUGUAAAAGUGUUUUGACACCAAAAAGGAAUCGCAAUUGGCCGGAUGGGUUCAGAGACACGCAGGUCUGUGCUGGGGAAUUACGAGGAGGGAAAGACACGUGCCAGGGUGACUCCGGAUCUCCACUCCAAGUUGUCUCCAAACAGAAUAAAUGCGUGUUUUACGUUGUAGCCAUAACUUCGUUCGGACCAGGCUGUGCUUUGAAGGGAACGCCAGCUAUUUACACGAGAGUAUCCUCAUAUCUUGAUUGGAUCGAAUCAGUUGUGUGGCCAGAGGGAUAG
Danaus chrysippus (African queen) is the source of this 2088-nucleotide messenger RNA. The record is from the annotation of a GenBank genome assembly. Lineage: Eukaryota; Metazoa; Arthropoda; Insecta; Lepidoptera; Nymphalidae.